Molecule: messenger RNA, 1100 nt
Organism: Nannochloropsis gaditana CCMP526
Product: tpr domain-containing protein
Exons: 3
Coding region: 48-1100 (350 amino acids)
Source: RefSeq, a predicted model, not a curated record
CCGGGGGCGCAUAUUCUUGCAUUUUAGGGCGAGACACGAUCUCGCUCAUGCUGGAAAGACAAGGAACGACUAUGAAAUUAGACGAUGCCUUACUUAAAAUACGACGCGCAGAUUCAGAGGAGUUCACCAAGAAUGAGCGCCCUGAGCACUCCAUUGAAAGAAGCCUUUCUAAUCUUUCCUUGCGGGACAACGAUUUCAAGCGCCCAUUAAAUAAGUUCCAGAACUCGGAUCUUCACCACACAUAUUUUCUUCAACGCACCAAGACCUUACAAGCUGCGGGGAAGCCAGAAUAUGCCCAGGCAGCAGCCAUGCAAGCAUUCCUUCUCCUACCAGAUGCGCCCGAGGCACGAGCCAAAGUACUGUCCUUGACUCGCGAGAUAAGCCUGACAGACUUUGGUGUCGGACCGAGUGCGAACCAACUCACAACGGAAGGAGCUGGUCUCUUCAUUGAUUGGGGCCAGGACGAGGCUCCUGAGCACUGGUACCGAAAAGGGACAGGUGAAAUGAUGGAAAAGUCACUACCCUACACGGCCUUACAUGCCUUGGAAUUGGCCAUCCAUGCGCAACACCUCCCCACUACGAUACUGCAGAAAAAGGCACGUCUAUGCAUUCACCUGGCAGGGGCGUCGUCGGAAUUGGAGGGGCUGGCUGAUUUUUCUGUGAUAUUUGAGAAGCUCCCGCAUCUCGAAGAACUCGAAGUGGUGCAAGUAGGAUGGAUGGGAGUGCCAGGUCCUUGCAAACGAACCCUGCCUGACCCGCAAGCUCCACCUUCAGGAUUGAUCGUCGGCGAGACAAAAAUGCUGGGGGGCGGCUGCCGACUACGGACUAGGCGCUACAAAGGGCUGUACCAUGAUUUCCUAUCGAAGGCCUUUCGGCACCACUUUGAUGGGCAAGGCUACUUGCACGAGGCACCCGAUCUGGUGCUCAUGGCGAAUCCAAGCCUGGACGCGUACUUUGACUCCUGGGCCCCGACGUUGGCGUGUCUGCGGGACGCUGGCUAUUUCACGGUAGUCACCGGGGGCAACCUGGACCACUCUCGCGAACACCACAACCCGAUCUUGCAGGCCAUGGGGCGGUUCGGCAUCUCCUGCGACACAUAG